CUCUCUCUCUCUCUCUCUCUCUCUCUCUCUUCUUCUUCCUACAAAACCCCCCCGUCUCUCUCUUUCUCAUUCAAAGAUCAACAAGCUUCUACUUCAACAAUUACUGUACUUUCUACCAUUCUUUGUCGGCUCUCUCUCUCUCUGUCUGUCUUCUUCUUCAUACAAAAACCCCCGUCUCUCUCUUUCUCCUUCAAAGAACAACAAGCUUCUACUUCAACAAUUACUUACUUUCUACCAUCCCUUGUCGGCGCUUCUAUAAAUUCUUUCCACAAAUUCUUGUCUACUCACUCAUAUCAUUACCAUUAAAGGGGAAAAAAACAAAACAAAUGUGUGGCGGCGCAAUCCUCAAGGGCCUCUUUCCUCGCGACGGCCACCGCAGCGUCUCCGCCUUGGACCUCUGGCCCAACUCCCCCUUCGCCACCAAAUUCAACACCUUCCCCUCCGACCUCAAUUCCAUCUCCCCACAAGUUCCACAACCCAUUUCCAAACGACCCGGUGAGGAGCAACUCGAAAAGCCUGUCAAGAGGCAGCGGAAGAACCUCUACAGGGGAAUCAGGCAGCGUCCGUGGGGAAAAUGGGCAGCUGAGAUCCGAGAUCCUAGAAAAGGUGUGAGGGUUUGGCUUGGCACCUUCAACACCCCCGAAGAAGCUGCAAGAGCCUACGACAAGGCAGCUCGCAAAAUCAGAGGAAAUAAAGCCAAAGUUAACUUCCCCAACGAAGGCGACAAUUACAUUCCACCAACCACUAAGCGUAAUCCCUAUCCUCCUCUGCAUCAAACCCACAACGGGUUUGCUGAUGAUUUGAACCAGUUCGGGACAUGCAACUGUAAUGGGUUCUACGGCGAAGAAUUUUAUGGGUCUGGUUCAGAAAGUGCUUACGAGUCGGUGGGUUCGGGUGAGGUGAAAGUGAAGGAAGAGGAAGAGACGAAGGAGGUAAGAGAAAAGAGCAAAGAACCUUCUUUGAUCGAAGUGGCGGAGGAAGAGGAGGAACAGAACCAAGUGCAGAAACUCUCGGAGGAGCUGAUGGUCUUCGAAUCCUACAUGAAAUUCUACCAAAUUCCUUACCUCGACGGCCAGUCAGCCGCUGCUCUGCCCAUUCCCGCUCAUGAGAGCGUCGCCGGCGGUGACGCCGCCGUGGAACUCUGGAGCUUUGACGACGUUGCUCUCGACGUCGCCUGAAAAUUUCCCUUUUUUUUUUUGUCUUUUGCAUUUUCUUUUCUUUCUUGUUUCUUUAUUUUAGAUUUAUCUGUUGUGUUGUCUGUAAAUUUGGGUAAAUUAAAUGGUUUUGUGGCCAGUCUAGGAAUUAUCAUUAUUAUUAUUAUUUUGUCGUAAAUUGUU
This is a messenger RNA of Camellia sinensis, 1337 nucleotides long. Its product is annotated as ethylene-responsive transcription factor ERF071. Lineage: Eukaryota; Viridiplantae; Streptophyta; Magnoliopsida; Ericales; Theaceae. Gene Ontology annotation, molecular function: DNA binding; DNA-binding transcription factor activity. Gene Ontology annotation, biological process: regulation of DNA-templated transcription; ethylene-activated signaling pathway. The record is from RefSeq and is a predicted model, not a curated record.